This is a messenger RNA of Encephalitozoon intestinalis ATCC 50506, 1113 nucleotides long. RefSeq names its product putative integral membrane protein. The record is from RefSeq and is a predicted model, not a curated record. Gene Ontology annotation, cellular component: mannosyltransferase complex; endoplasmic reticulum membrane. The coding region runs from base 1 to 1113 and encodes 370 amino acids. Gene Ontology annotation, molecular function: GPI mannosyltransferase activity; alpha-1,6-mannosyltransferase activity. Gene Ontology annotation, biological process: GPI anchor biosynthetic process. The transcript has a single exon. NCBI's taxonomy places the organism in Eukaryota, Fungi, Microsporidia, Unikaryonidae.
AUGCCAUUCGCCACGAACAUUCAAGGAGUAAUCAGGUUGGCAGCAGCCUCUCGUGCCUUCUACAUAGGUAUCUCAUAUGUUGCAUAUCUCCUUCUUCCUCGCUUUGACAAAUCCACAGAACUUAUUCCCAGCAACUCAUGUAUGAAAUUUCUCCUUUCGUGGGACUCCAUUCACUUCCUAGAGAUCAUGGAGAGAGGAUACAGGAAAACCCAUGAGGCUGCAUUCUUUCCCCUUCUUCCGUAUCUAUCCCGCUGUAUCCACAAGGUUCUUCCACUAGAUCCAUACACAGUGGGAGUUCUUGUCUCGUGUACAGCCUUUGUCUUUAGUUCUGCAUUGCUCUACAGGAUCACCCAAAAAAGGUACGGAAACAAAAUAGCAGCGAUGAGCUGUAUCCUCUUCAUUUUCAACCCGGCAUCUAUAGUGUACACAGCCAUGUAUUCGGAAUCCUUGUUCAUGCUUCUCUUUCUCUUGGGAAUGUAUUUCAUAGAAAACAGAGACACUGUUCGCGGAGUGUUGUUUUUGUCUUUGUGCGGCCUGUGCAGAUCGAAUGCGGUUUUAUUUGCUCCAUUUCUCAUGUGUCCUUUAAGUAGAUAUACAUUCACAAAAAUCGCUGUAUUUCUACUUCCACUUGCUGCAUUUCAAUACUACACCCUGCUUAUGAUCAACAGAGCUAACAAUACCUACAAAAUCUUCAUUCCUUAUUCUUUCAUACAGAGGACCCUGUGGGAACAAGGACUAUUCCGAUUCUUCACAUACAAGAACAUCCCCAAUGUAUUGGUUGGGCUUCCAUUCAUCCUGAUUUCUUUGUUUAUUCUCAGAGAGUACUGGAACAAAAGAUGUGCAGGGAGUUCCAAGGCCAUUGGCAUCCUUCAGCACUUCAACACAGACAUGUGUGCGGUUGUCCUUCUGGCUCAAACUCUUAUCACAGUAUUCUUGAUUCAUUGGAACAUGUACUUUAGAUUUGUCUCGUUCAAUCCUCUAAUAUAUUGGAUUCUGGCAGAAAAAUACUACACAAUGAAUAACGGACUCUGGAAAAAAGUUCUGUUCAGGUUCUACUUUGGAUUUGGAAUAGCAUAUGCAAUUCUUUUUGGAUGCUUUUAUCCACCGUGCUGA